Impatiens glandulifera is the source of this 1371-nucleotide messenger RNA. Its product is annotated as peroxidase 42. The record is from RefSeq and is a predicted model, not a curated record. The transcript has 3 exons. Gene Ontology annotation, biological process: response to oxidative stress; hydrogen peroxide catabolic process. Gene Ontology annotation, molecular function: peroxidase activity; heme binding. NCBI's taxonomy places the organism in Eukaryota, Viridiplantae, Streptophyta, Magnoliopsida, Ericales, Balsaminaceae. The coding region runs from base 25 to 1038 and encodes 337 amino acids.
GGUCAGUGAUCAGUGCAAAGUGAGAUGAGAAAGAUGGUUUCGAAAGGUGUUAUCGUGUUCUUCCUCCUCUUCAGUGUCAUCUCCUCUCUGUCUGCUUUUGCAGAGGAGGUGAUCAAUGAAGAAGGUGAAGUUGGACUUGUUAUGAACUUCUACAAGGAUUCAUGUCCUCAGGCAGAGGAAAUCAUCACUGAGCAAGUCAAGCUCCUUUACAAGCGCCACAAGAACACUGCUUUCUCAUGGCUCAGGAAUAUCUUCCAUGACUGUUUUGUUGAGUCGUGUGAUGCUUCCUUGCUGUUGGAUUCGACAAGGAGAGUGUUGUCUGAGAAGGAGAUGGACAGAAGCUUUGGGAUGAGGAACUUUAGAUAUGUUGAGACAAUUAAGGAAGCUCUUGAGAGAGAGUGCCCUGGUGUUGUUUCUUGUUCUGAUAUCCUUGUGCUCUCUGCCAGGGAUGGUAUUGCUGCGCUUGGAGGACCUCAGAUUCCACUGAAGACUGGGAGGAGAGAUGGGAGGCAGAGUAGGGCAGAUAUUCUUGAGCAGUAUCUCCCUGACCACAAUGAAAGCAUGUCUGUUGUUCUUGAGAGGUUUUCCAGCAUAGGAAUCGACACACCCGGAGUUGUUGCCCUCUUAGGUUCUCACAGUGUGGGUAGGACACACUGUGUGAAGCUGGUUCACCGGCUGUACCCAGAGGUGGAUCCAGCACUGGACCAAGACCAUGUACAGCACAUGUUGUACAAGUGCCCUGAUCCAAUCCCGGAUCCGAAGGCGGUUCAGUAUGUGAGAAAUGACAGAGGUACCCCUAUGGUGCUGGACAACAACUAUUACAGGAACAUAUUGGACAACAAGGGGCUUCUGUUGGUGGAUCAUCAGCUGGCCACGGACAAGAGGACAAAGCCUUUUGUUAAGAAAAUGGCAAAGAGCCAAGACUAUUUCUUUAAGGAGUUCGCCCGUGCAAUUACCAUUCUGUCCGAGAACAACCCUCUCACGGGCAACAAGGGUGAGGUUAGGAAACAGUGCAAUGUUGUCAAUAAGCUCCACUAGAGAAGAGAAGAGAAGAGAAGAUUAAUCAACCAAAUCAUAAUUAUCUUAUAUAUUACUCUACUGUGUUAUCUAUCUAUCUUUCUUUCUUUCUUCCAUUGAGGAGAAAGGACCAAUAAUUAAAGAUAUAUGCAUCAUGCAUGUGUGGGGUGAUUUGGUUGUAUUAAAGUAAAUGCGCUCUCUAUUCUGUUUUUUAUUAUUAUUAGUUUCUUCUAUUAUAUGUUUGUGUAGACUUAUGAAAUGAAUUAAUGUGGUUGGUUGGUGGAUGGAUGGAUGAAUGGAUGAAGUGAUCAUGUUGUAUAAAAAAGAAGAAGGCGUGAUGAGUAGAAUUGAAAU